Messenger RNA from Clonostachys rhizophaga, 1548 nucleotides. NCBI's taxonomy places the organism in Eukaryota, Fungi, Ascomycota, Sordariomycetes, Hypocreales, Bionectriaceae. The record is from the annotation of a GenBank genome assembly.
AUGAGGCAAUCUUCUUCUCGCUCAGACAAGAGACGAAGGCUCCGCGGGCCUCAAGCUCCCAGAAGCAACAAUGAUGCCAAAAGUAGACAGGAGGAACGCGACAGAGACCAUCUGGAACAGGAUGGGAAGCACGCCUAUAUCAACUCCUGGAUACAGACCUUGCCUUCGCAACCCAGUUUCGACAGUGGCUCUCAAGAAGCUGACCAAGACAUCGAAGACGUGGAGAGGUGGAAGCCUCAUAACUUGCCUCUAAGUAAAUAUAGGUCCGACUACGGAAACAAACUGGACCAAAAUCGAUCCUCUUGGGUUCUGAGGGAUCACCCGCUUCAAUCGCCGCCACGCCCGCAUGGCAACGAUAACGGCUCAUCAGGCAGCUCGUCUGCCUCCGUGUCCUCUAGCAAUGGAACAGAUCACCCGAAAUCAGCAGCUCCAGAGAAGAAUGUCUACAGAAAGAGACCAAGAGCUAGAACCCGACCAAAUCGUUACGAUUCGAAGACAAGGACAUCUCAUACCCCCCGGAAUGAGCACAGGCCUAGAAAAAAACGGAAAUCUGGAACAAAGUGGAGAAAACCACCUGAGGAGAAACCAUCCAAGAUGCGCAGUAGUCGAUCGCAAGCUCUUCGGUCUCGGAAGGAUAUCAUGAACAGAUUCACGUCCUCUGCGAUCCCAAGUACGACAACUAGGGUUACGCUGAAACCGAAUUUCACGGCCGGCUUAUUUAUGAAUGGGAGAGGCCCACUCUCAGGACCUAAUACCGACCCUGUCGACCUAGAACCUCCCAUUGAUAAGUCUUCAACGCCGAUGAUACCUUCCGGCAACUUAGAAACUACCGUCCCGGAAGAUGGCCAGGGUGAAGAAGAAAAUUUGGAACACAUAGAACUGAGGACUAGGAAGCGAAGACGGAACUAUCUUGAUGAAGCUGAAGACUUUUUCGCUCACGGGCACUUGAAUCAUGAGACACCGAUUGACAUGAACGACGCGAUGGCAGCGCAAACAAAAGAGGCCAACCCAACGUGCGAAGCGUCCAAAGGCCACAACAUGCAAGAAAGCCCUCUGAAAGGGGAUCUAGAGGGUCGGGCCUUGGAUGGAAAAGCGUGUCCUCAACCUGACAAAUCCGGAAUGCGUGAUGUCCUCGAGAGCAACACCGGCCCUGACCCGCCGGUCCCAGUUGUAUCCAAGACUGAGGCCCUGGCAAACAGUCCGGAAUCGGAUGGAAGUUCUAUACCCACCCCUAUUUUGAGGAGGCUUUUCCAAACUGGAGUUUUCAGUUACCAGAAUUCCUUUGCGAAAGAUCAAAGAGAAACACGCGCACCUGAGCGAGAGGAGAUCAUUCCUGGCAGUCACUUAAAUGGGCUGGGCAGCAACAAGGGUUUGGAAACCAAUCAGUUUCUGGCCUGUGACACCCAGCCGUCCACAGAAGAAAUUGAACACAGCGUGGAACCCGAGUAUGGCGUCCCUGGCCCAAUUUGCCGGAAUGGAUUCCCAUCUACAGCCAUGGGUGACAAGCAGCGAGAAUACGACACUGCCAAUGCAUCACCAUAUGUUUGA